AUGUCGCCCAUAGACCAUGAGGUUAACCCAGAAUCCACAAAGCUCAUCCGCGCAUACAGCUGGGAGGUGCAAAAAAGGCUGCCUCCAGGGAAUGACGCCCACCUUCUGGGCCAGGCUCUGAGCGAUGGGGUAGACGGGGACAAUCUGGAGGAUCUCAGAGCUCCAUGGCGACGGUUCUUCGAGGGCGGGAAAUCUGAUCAAGAAGAGAAUCCAGCCACAAAGAUCAUCGCCAUUGAGUCCGAGCAACUGCGGAAGAAAUGGCUUGCGUUCUACCGCAACUGCCCUCCAGCCGAGCGACUGGACCUGGAUAUGACCGAACCGACGAUGGAAAGCGUUGUCAAGGUGAUGGCAGAUAUCACACACGCCUGGCGCGCCCGGCGAGAGAAGAGUUCAUGGCGAAAGAGAGUCGAAGGGCGCUUCAUCCAGUUCAGUCGGACGGUGAAUGCACACCAGAACUUGCUGCAGAUUCUACCACAGAGCAAUCAGUACGUCUCCCUCUUCACCGGGGCCAUCAACGCGAUCAUCAAGGCGAGCGUCAACCACGAGAAGAUCAUCGACGGACUCACCGAGUCGCUCUGCACCAUUAACGAGGAUAUCGUCCGCUGCCAGCUCGACCAGUCCUUCAUCCAGACGUCUGAGAUGCGGCAGCUGGUCGCCGAUCUGUACGCGCACAUCUUCCUCUUCCUGUCGAGCGUGAUGGACUGGUUGAUGGAGAAACGCUACAAACGCAUGCUCGACUCCUUCAACGAGAGCUUCAGCGCCCGCUUCGACAACGAAACCAGCGCCAUCCACCACCGGGCAGGUCAGAUCCGCGAGCUGGCCGAGCGAGGGGCCCGCGCAGAGGGACGCAUCACCAGAUUGACCGUUGAAGAGCUGCAGAGCGAUAUCCGACUCGGCCUGCAGAAUAGAGCCAGAGAGCAGGCCGACCGAGUGUACUGGGAGCAGCGAAUCGAACAGCAGAUGGCACACCUCGUUGAGAGACAGGAGUUGAUGAGUGAUGCCUGGAAGCAACUGGCGAGCGCUGCGAAACAGUUUCUCCAGGAAGGAGCGACGGACUUUCUCUGGCUGAGCGGAACCGGCGUCCCCCAGCCUGAACCGGCCGUAAUUUUCCCGGUACCGGAUAUAUCAGAUGUUUUGGUCAACUCCCGCCAUCUCGAAGACUUUUUCGCGAGGGACAGGGUCCGCCUGCCGUGGGAUGUCUCUGGCCCCCUCAUGCUGAGCAACGAGACAGUCGCUCGUCUCAGCAGCUGGAGCGAUUCAAACAACCCCUCGACAGUGCUGUGGUUGCAAGGGGAGCCCGUUGAAGCGGACGACAUGGACAACCCGGGCACCGUCACCGCGGCUCGGUUCGUCGAUCUGGCAGACAGGGCGGGCGUGCCUGUGAUUUCAUACUUUUGCCAGCUGAAUCGCCGUCGUCUGCGUAAGUCUGUACCAACGAGAGAGGCCGAGGGACUGAUUGCACUGCUGUACAGCCUGGUACGCCAGACGGUGGAGCUCCUCCUGCCCCGGUUUGAGACGCACGUCGAUCUCUCUGCGACUCGGUUCCAGCGACUCGAUGGAUCGUGGCAGUCUUGGAACGAAGCCACGUCGGUUCUCUGCGAUGUUCUCCGGCUGAUACCUCCGUCUGUGCUCUGCGUGGUGGAUGGGCUGCACUGGCUUGACGAUAAGAGUAUCAGCGAUCAGUUGGCAGGUCUGCUGGAGAUCCUGAUGGGAGGCAGGCUCAGGCUGUUGGUUACCACGACGGGGAGGUCGGCGUGUCUGGGCAAGAUGAUUCCUGCGUCAGAGGCCCUGUCUCUUGAUACUUCUCGGCAGGAGACGCGUGCAAUGGUUUUAGAUAUCUAG
This is a messenger RNA of Penicilliopsis zonata CBS 506.65, 1842 nucleotides long. RefSeq lists its product as hypothetical. Lineage: Eukaryota; Fungi; Ascomycota; Eurotiomycetes; Eurotiales; Aspergillaceae. The coding region runs from base 1 to 1842 and encodes 613 amino acids. The record is from RefSeq and is a predicted model, not a curated record. The transcript has 3 exons.